CUGCCAGGAGGCGGCGCCCUGGGGCACCGGGGUUGGCUGAGCUGCUCGGGUGUCUAACCCGUCUCAAAAAGUUAAAACGGUACGCGUAUGAUGAGCACACGCGAGGAGAACGGACCGGGCGGUGAACCUAGGGACUCAGCCGUGCACUACAGAAACACCAUGACAGUCGUUGUCGUCCAGGACUCCGCUGAGUUAAGCGAGGCGGCCGCACUGAGCUGCGUGUCGUUUCCGAAGGGAGCCCGGCUACAGCGGAACCUUCUGGGCGCCCCUCUCUUCAUCGUCGUCUGCCUCCUCGUCUACCUUCUCCUGCGGAAACACCUGACCGAUUGCCUGUUGUGGCUGGAGAGGCUGGACAGCACUGCGGGAGGUCUGUUACUGGUCGCAGGUUUUACGGUGGUCUCCUUCCCCUGGAGUUGGGGUUACACGCCGCUAACGGUGGCCGCCGGUUACCUCUUUGGUUUCCUUCGGGGGCUGGCGCUGGUGAUGCUGGGAGUGGUCAUUGGUACUUGGGUGGCGCACGUCGCGUCCAAGCGCUACCUGCGAAGCUGCGUGGGGGCUGCGGUGAGAGGCAGUGCGCGCCUGCGCCCCAUCGUGCGCGUCCUUGAAGGCAGCGGCGGGCUGAAAGUGGUGUUUUUGGCGCGACUGACCCCAAUUCCCUUCGGGCUGCAGAACGCCGUGUUUUCGAUCAGCAAACUGGACACUCAGAGUUAUCUAACCGCCUCUUCUGCUGGACUGCUGCCCACACAGAUCCUCAACUCCUAUGUGGGCACCACACUGCGGACCAUGGAGGAUGUGACCAAUCACCAGGGCCUGGAAGGAUACCUUACUUUAGCAUUGCAGAUCUGCAUCAGCAUCUUUGUCAUGUUCUUCAUGGUACGGCAGGCACAGAAGGAGCUUGAGAACUCAAUUCAGGAUUUUGAAGACAUUCACAGAGGUGAGCACCAGAAAGAAAGCAACCAGCCAAGUUUGGAACCAGUUUGAUGAAGACCAUCAUGAGAACAUUUUAAGUAAAAUCAAAAUGGCUAUUGUGUCAUGCAGUUCCUGUACCAGCCUGCCUGCUUCAACAAGUUGGAUAUCAAAUAGUGCAGAUGGGCGCAGUACAGUAGCCAACUAGUGUCUUUCUCAGGGCUGCAGAGCACCACAAGCUUUCUGUGGCUUUGGGAACUUUCCAGUGGAGGCCACACCCCAGCACAGUGAGGACCUGCAUGUGCCUCAAGCCACUUUGUGAAAGAAGAACCAGCAUUGUGUGGAAUGCCAUCUGGACCAUGAGCAUAAUUAUUAUGUACAUGACUCUUUACUGCUAAAACCAAAGGGACCCGAGUAGAUAUAUCUAUAUAAAUAUACUGUAUUACCAUUUAAAUGCUCACAAAUCGUCUGGGCCUGAAAAGUAAGCUUUAUCUUUAGAAAAUAUAUUUACUGAAAGAGGUGUUUACCUUUAUAUACUCAGCGUAUGGUGAAAAUUAUCCAAACUCUGCAUAGUGCGCACCAAAAAGGAAAACUUUGAUGUUACAAGGGGUUAAGAGAAGUUAUGCGAUGGUGAGAUAUCGGCGUUUUACACCCAAAAUAAGGCCAAAGAGGCUAAAAGAGAACAAAAAUACUGCACAACAUAGGGCUGAACACAAGAAUAUCAAAUAACACAAAAAGAAUGCCAAAAUACAACUAAAGGCAAAACUGCUUUGCUGCUCGGGUCUAUCUAUAUGGUGCUCAAACCCCUUCCCAGUGUGGUGGCUCUUCCACUUUUAGACACGACCAAGCAACUUUCUCUCACCUCUGUACUCUUUUCCUCCUGCCAGUUAAGCCUUUGCUCCAAAUUCUCCUUCCAACUCCUAACUUUAUGUGGCUGUAAGUCACAUCAUGAGGUCACUUUAGAAUCCUGAAAUCACUUUUGGGAUCAUGUGGGACUGCAGAGACACCAUACCUGAACUUCUUUCAGCAGCCUCGGGUGUCCCUGAACGUUUAGCUGUCCUUAAAGGGCUUUUUGUCUAAGACAGCCACUACACUGUCCAUUCACUAAGGGAGUGGCAUGGUUCAUCUCCUUCAAGUUGGGAACUACAUAGAUGAGGGUCUCCUGUCAGUUCUUUUUAAGAUCACCCUGGAUUAGGCAGUCUGGCCCCAGUUCCUUACCACCUGUUGCACAUGAGGUCCCUCCUUGACCUUCGUGAUCAGGGAAUCCUGGCAUACCUAGCAACUGCCUGACCACCUGCCCCCUAGGAUCAUCAGGGCACAUUUAAUACUUCCUCUCAGUCACUUUCCUACUGGUGUUGGUACACUUUUGCUUGUAUUGGGUACCCAGCAUGCAGCCAACCACAAGCAGUCUCCAUGCUUCUACACUAGGAGUCGUAGGACCACUCCUGCUUCUAGUAUGACUUGUGCCGUCUCUGCUUUGGAGUUGUUUUGUGGGACUUUGGGCAACCAGGUGCUUAAAUGGUGGUGUUCUUGCCCUAGCACUCCAUCACACUUGUUAAAAUGACUUAUGACAGGGUAACACCUUCUGGAGAGCACUGCCUAUGUGCCCAGGCAGCUAUUUGAAAGACCCAUGUCUCCCACAUGUCCUGUGUUCUUACUCUGAAUCAGUUGUGUUAUGUAGGCUGUGAAGGUGAGGCUAACCCUCCAAUCCCACAGCACACAAAGUGCCUAAUGGAGUACUUCUAACCACUGCGGCGUUGCCUUAUUUUCCCUCUUCUAAGUUGUGUGCAAUAUCCGAUCGUAAGAGAUAUUAGACAUGUCUUCCAGUAUCAGAUAAUCACAUUACUUUUUGAUGCGUAUUGUUGAAAAAUGUCUAUUUUGAUUGUACCUUAUUCUCUGUAUGUAGUCUAAUGAUCUUUCUAAUAUUUCUAAUAAUUUUGCUAUUGUAUCUCUUCCCUCCCACAGGCUCAUGUGAACCAGCUCCAAAAUUAUGGUAAAGUCAUUAGGUUUUUGUGUAAUAUCAGUUAUUAAAAUUGUAUUCCACAUAAGUGAUUUUGUGAUUUCUACGGUGACUUUAUCCUCAAUUCUUGACUGCCACAGUCGGGAGUUUUCACACGUCACUCUAGCCAAACUCCGAGUCGACAGCCAGUUCAGGGUUUAUAUGGUCAUGAUUAUGCCAUGUACAUAGACUACUGAAAUUCUUACAGCAUGCAACAUGUUGGCAUACACAGUAUGCUCCAAUGAUGUAUUCAGGACCAUCUGUUUUGAGAGCAACACCAGACCAAAACUUUUAAUCAAUAUCAAGACUUGAAAAUUCUCAAUCAAAAUUUUGAUUAUUUUUUCUGGG
Molecule: messenger RNA, 3253 nt
Organism: Polypterus senegalus (gray bichir)
Lineage: Eukaryota; Metazoa; Chordata; Cladistia; Polypteriformes; Polypteridae
Product: transmembrane protein 64-like
Exons: 3
Coding region: 88-981 (297 amino acids)
Source: RefSeq, a predicted model, not a curated record